UCGGCUGAAGGGCUCGGGCACUCGUAUCCAUGGACCGAAUGCGGCUGUGUGCGAAUUGAUGUCCCUUUUCCGUUUGCCCGCGAAGGAUCCGCAGUUGGCUUUUGACUACGGUACGGUUUGGACGUGCUUUUUUCCGCGGCGCUUCCGCCAGGACCAAUUGCUUUCCCUUGGCAUGGGAAAUCGUUGAAAGCGGCCCCGCAAUCCCGCUCCUUUUCGUACUCUUUGCAAUUACGGCGUAGCGUAAUUGGAUAGGUGUAAAUUCACAAUUUAGCACUGCAGUGGUUGUGCCACUUGAAGUUGUGAGUGCAGUUCGAUAAUCUGAAGGUUUCCGCCGUGAGCGACGCUUUAAUUAUUUGGACUGUCACAGAUGUAUGCCAGGAGAAAACGAUACCAUUCGAUUCGACUACAGGAAAUGAAGGCACUUAAAACUAUAUAGAUACUUGUAUCUUCGUAAGCAAAAGCGUGCCCCGACUUGAUAUGCGUGACAAGUAAACACCAUUACCCCUAAAUGUCAGAACUGCAAUGAAUUUUUGAUGUAUUAGCCGGAAUCCAGGCCUUUAAAGUCGCUCGACUAAUGGCAUCGUCUGGUUCGGCAGUUGUUCCGGUUCUCAACACCUGUCAGAGUCAAGGCCCACGAAUUGGGCAAGGGAAUUGGGUAAAGGAAGUCGGUUCGGAGACGACCAUGGAACCACCCACCAAGCCAGCGGUUGAACAGCUUACAUAACGAGGAUUGGAGAACAAUUUGGUAGCCACAAGUGCCUUGAGUGUGCCUGCAGACUUACAAUACUGACCAAGUAGUGCCUUGGGAGCGAGUUCCUGAUUGGAUUAGCCCCCAAAAAUGUCGGGCAGCUACCAACGCCAGAGCCUGGAGCUCCGUAGCCCAGACCAUGCAUCUGGGGACGAUCCCGAUGGAUGUUUGCGGACCCAUUUGGGAUCUUCGGCCAGCCAGCGAAGGCGGCAGCAACGCAUCGCCCAGCAGCGGCAGGAUUCGUGGUUCCGACACUCGAUGCCGCCGGCAAUAAACAGAGACUUUGAGUCCCUGGAACACCUGACGCCCAGGGCCUCCGAUGGCCUGGAUGAGCAGCUAGCCGCCUCCGUUUCGCACAGUGUGCACAGCGGUGGCAGUGUUACGCUUUGCGGACCACCAGACCAUUCCAGCAUCCAUCUGAACAGUGCCAAUAGCAACCUCGGCUUUAUCGACUCGGAUACGCCCAAUACGCCGGUGACCCCGGUCUCUGGACUGCAGCCCCCUGCCUCGGUGUCCACCUCCGUGGCCGGGACACUCUCCUCCCGUCGUCGGUCGUCCAACCGCAAGGAUUCCAAGGGCUCCAUACUGUCACGUCAGAGCGGGAAGAGUCGGGUUUCCGUUCUGGCACAACGUGGACUGCGAAUGACGGCCUCGUUUCUGCGAAGGAAGCGCACGGAGUACGAAGAUGAUGAGGACUUCACCUCGUCCGCUGGGUACGAUGCAGAUGAUGGGGAGAGGCGUGUCAUAAACCUAAAUGGGCCACAGCCCACUAAGUACUGUAAUAAUCGCAUAACGACGGCAAAAUAUAGUUUCAUCAGCUUUUUGCCCGCGUUCCUGUUCGAGCAGUUCCGGCGGUAUUCCAACUGCUUUUUCCUGCUAAUUGCCAUACUGCAACAAAUCCCGGAGGUGUCGCCCACGGGUCGUUACACCACGCUAGUGCCACUGAUGUUCAUCCUCUCGGUGAGCGCCAUUAAGGAGAUAAUCGAGGACAUUAAACGACAUCGGGCGGAUAAUGAGAUCAAUCACCGAUCGAUAGAGCGCCUGGACAGUGGCUCCUGGAACACUGUUCGCUGGUCGGAGUUGUCGGUGGGCGAUAUCAUCAAAGUGGGUAUCAACACCUUCUUUCCCGCCGAUCUGAUUCUUCUGUCGUCCAGUGAACCGCAGGCCAUGUGCUUCAUAGAGACGGCCAAUCUGGAUGGCGAGACGAACCUGAAGAUCCGACAGGCCCUCCCAGCCACCGCUGAACUGCUGGAGACGAAGGAUCUGCAACGAUUGCAGGGCAGGAUCGAGUGCGAGCUGCCCAAUCGGCAUUUAUACGAGUUUAACGGGGUGCUCAGGGAGACUGGGAAGCCACCCGCUGCUUUGGGCAAUGAUCAGGUGCUCCAACGCGGCGCCAUUCUGCGGAACACGGCGUGGGUGUUCGGGAUCGUGGUCUACUCCGGGCAGGAGACGAAGCUGAUGAAGAACUCUACCUCGGCGCCACUGAAGCGCUCCACCGUAGACAAGCUGACCAACACCCAGAUCCUCAUGCUCUUCAUGAUCCUCAUCUCAUUGUGCAUCGUCAGCGGCCUGUGCAACCUGUUCUGGACUAGGGAACACUCGGAAACGGACUGGUACCUGGGCCUAACCGACUUCAAGACCAAGAGCCUCGGCUACAACCUGCUGACCUUCUUCAUUCUGUACAACAACCUGAUACCCAUCUCGCUGCAGGUGACGCUCGAGCUUGUGCGUUUCCUGCAGGCCAUAUUCAUCAACUACGACAUUGAGAUGUACCACGAGGAGUCCAACACGCCGGCCAUGGCCCGCACCUCGAACCUGAACGAGGAGCUGGGCAUGGUCAAGUAUAUAUUCUCGGACAAGACAGGCACCCUCACGCAGAACGUGAUGGAGUUUAAGAAGUGCUCCAUCGCCGGAUACGUGUACUCAGCCGAGCGAACGCCGGAGGAGUCUCAGCUGGUGCAGAAUAUACUCAGUCGCCAUGAGACGUCCGCCGUGAUCGAGGAGUUCCUGGAGCUGCUGUCGGUGUGCCAUACGGUCAUCCCCGAGCGCAAGGAAAACGGCGACAUGAUCUACCACGCUGCCAGUCCGGAUGAGCGGGCUCUGGUGGAAGGUGCCCAGAAAUUUGGCUACAUCUUCGACACACGCACCCCGAAGUAUGUGGAGAUCAAUGCGCUCGGCGUGCGAAAGCGCUACGAGGUUCUCAAUGUCCUGGAGUUCACCUCGUCGCGUAAGCGCAUGUCGUUGAUUGUGCGGACGCCGGAAAAUAAGAUCAAGCUAUUCUGCAAGGGAGCGGACACGGUGAUAUACGAGCGCCUGGCUCCCCAGGGUCAAGCGUUCCGGGAACAGACGCUGCGUCAUCUGGAGGAGUUUGCUUCGGAUGGAUUGAGGACCCUCUGCUUGGCAGUCGCUGAUAUAAGGCCGGAUGUUUACCAAGAGUGGAGUCAGACUUUCGACAAGGCGUCGGUGGCUCUCCAGAAUCGUGAGAGAAAGCUGGAGGACGCGGCCGAUCUGAUUGAGAACAAUCUUCGCCUCCUGGGCGCCACAGCAAUCGAAGAUAGACUUCAGGAUGGUGUACCGGAAACGAUUGCCUCUUUGCUGGACGCCGGCAUCUAUAUCUGGGUCCUCACCGGCGACAAGCAGGAGACGGCCAUCAACAUUGGCUACUCCUGCCGUCUGAUAAGCCACUCCAUGGACAUCAUUAUUCUCAACGAGGAGAGCCUCGAUGCCACCCGCGAAGUAAUCCAUCGCCAUUAUAGAGUGUUCAAGAGUUCGUCGGCGAAGGACGUCAAUGUGGCACUAGUCAUCGAUGGUACCACGCUGAAGUACGCCCUUAGCUGUGACCUUCGCAAUGAUUUCCAAGAUCUAUGCAUUCUGUGUCGGGUUGUCAUCUGCUGCAGAGUGUCCCCAAUGCAGAAGGCCGAGGUCGUCGAAAUGGUCACACAGAGCACGAAUGCGGUGACCCUAGCCAUUGGCGAUGGUGCCAACGACGUGGCCAUGAUCCAGAAGGCGAACGUGGGAAUCGGAAUUUCUGGAGUUGAGGGACUCCAGGCGGCGUGCGCAUCGGACUACUCGAUCGCCCAGUUUCGCUACUUGCAGCGCCUACUCUUGGUCCACGGUGCUUGGAACUAUGCUAGGAUCUCUAAGCUGAUCCUCUACAGCUUCUACAAGAACGUAUGCCUGUAUGUAAUUGAGCUAUGGUUCGCCGUCUACUCCGGCUGGUCGGGCCAGAUCCUGUUUGAGCGCUGGACAAUUGGCCUGUACAACGUGGUCUUCACGGCCAUGCCGCCGUUCGCGAUGGGACUCUUCGAGAAAUUCUGCACGGCGGAAACGAUGAUCCGGUACCCGAUGCUUUACAAAACAUCGCAGAAUGCGAAGCUCUUCAAUGUGAAGGUGUUUUGGAUCUGGAUAUUCAAUGCACUACUGCACUCGGUGUUCCUUUUCUGGUUGCCACUGGCAGCGUACACAAAGGAGGUGAUCUGGAGCGAUGGCAAGACCAGUGAUUACCUAUUGAUGGGCAACUUAGUUUAUACUUAUGUAAUUGUAACUGUUUGCCUGAAGGCUGGACUCAUCACCAAUUCGUGGACCUGGCUUACCCAUCUGGCCAUUUGGGGCUCCAUUGUCCUGUGGUUCAGUUUUCUGCUGAUUUAUAGCCAUGUGUGGCCAACGUUCAGGUUCGCCAGCAACUUUCGCGGCAUGGACAUUCAGCUGCUGUCGACGCCAGUUUUCUAUUUCUGCUUGAUGUUGGUGCCCAUUACCACGCUGCUGAUCGAUGUGAUCUGCAAACUCGUACACAACACCGUGUUCAAGACACUAACGGAGGCUGUUCGCGAGACGGAGAUCCGACGCAGUGACAUCUCCGAAGUGAUGAACGAACCGCGAUCUUCUGACUCCGGUUUUGGAUACGCCCUCGGCAAGUUGAUACGAUCCAGCCAUGUCCUGAUUUCGCAAGAUCAUCGCUCCCAGUCGGAAUCCAGCAGAGUGUCGAAUCUGCGUGUGGAGAACCUGGAACUGGAGGCCGACACGCCGCAGCAGGAGCAGGACAGGCAGCGCCAGAAGUGGCGCGGUGGUCAGAUGCCCACUGCAGUUGCCCGGAGUGCGAGGAACAGCACCACAUCACCCACCACGGCCACUCUGCACAUGUGAGAAGGGGCACGGACUGCCCUCGUCGAAGGCAAAGCUAAUCGAAUUACUUUUGUAGUUAUAAAGUGUAUCUGUUAAGUGCGCAUUGUAUAGUACUGUAACUUGCAUUCCGAAUGGGACUAUUUCCCGAUUCCGCAUCCAGAGAAGAACUAUCGAAUUCAUAUCAUAUUUUCAUGUGUAUAAGCUAGUCCCAAAACGCGGAUACUUUUACAUCGCAUACUGUAUGUGCUAACCAACUAUUUGCCAACUGUGAUAGUGUCUAAGAAGUAGCCAGAGGUGUUUAGGCACGUAGGAUAGGCCAAUAAUCAGGGAAUGCUAUUUUGUGAGACGUCUUAUCCUCAUUCCCAACAAGCCGAGUUACUUUAUUUAAAUCUAAUCGUCAUUAAUGUGUUAGCUGGAUGUUGAACUUAUUCUUCUAAGACACUUACCAGGUUGUAAAUUUACAUUACGUUAACAAGCCUAGUCACGAAUGUUCCGUUCGAUUCAACUAACAAUUAUGAUUAACCAACCGAUAUAUAUGUAUACUCAUCCCAACGUUAUUGGAAUGUGAUGGUACCCAGACGAUAUGUAUGUAUCAGUUUUGAAUAUAUGUAUCCCGCACCGUCCUCCCCAGCUCGCAUG
Molecule: messenger RNA, 5509 nt
Organism: Drosophila erecta
Lineage: Eukaryota; Metazoa; Arthropoda; Insecta; Diptera; Drosophilidae
Gene: ATP8A
Product: phospholipid-transporting ATPase IA
Exons: 10
Coding region: 839-4891 (1350 amino acids)
Biological process (GO): phospholipid translocation
Cellular component (GO): plasma membrane
Molecular function (GO): magnesium ion binding; ATP binding; ATP hydrolysis activity
Source: RefSeq, a predicted model, not a curated record